Molecule: messenger RNA, 1114 nt
Organism: Linepithema humile (Argentine ant)
Lineage: Eukaryota; Metazoa; Arthropoda; Insecta; Hymenoptera; Formicidae
Gene: Rack1
Product: Receptor of activated protein kinase C 1
Biological process (GO): positive regulation of protein phosphorylation; rescue of stalled cytosolic ribosome
Cellular component (GO): cytosol; nucleus
Molecular function (GO): ribosome binding; translation regulator activity; protein kinase C binding
Source: RefSeq, a predicted model, not a curated record
AAACGACACGCACGCGAGUGGCGCAAGGUUCGCUCCUUUUCUUUCGGUAUUCGACCGAACGUGUUUCGUGCAGAAGAAUCCGUUUGAAUCCACGAUAUAGUCUGUUUGGAAACGCUUCAAAAUGACCGAAACUCUACAACUACGAGGCACGCUUCGCGGCCACAAUGGAUGGGUCACGCAAAUCGCUACGAAUCCGAAAUAUCCGGACAUGAUUUUGUCUUCUUCACGUGACAAGACUCUAAUUGUGUGGAAAUUGACACGUGACGAGGCCAACUAUGGUAUUCCGCAGAAGCGUCUUUAUGGUCAUUCUCAUUUCAUAAGCGACGUGGUUCUUUCGUCCGAUGGAAACUACGCGCUGUCCGGUUCUUGGGACAAGACCCUGCGCCUUUGGGAUCUGGCAGCAGGUAGAACAACAAGAAGAUUCGAAGACCAUACCAAGGAUGUUUUGAGCGUCGCUUUCUCCGUGGACAAUCGUCAAAUCGUUUCUGGUUCGCGAGACAAGACCAUUAAGCUGUGGAAUACAUUGGCCGAAUGUAAAUACACCAUCCAAGAUGAUGGACAUACAGAUUGGGUCAGCUGCGUGCGCUUCUCUCCCAAUCACGCAAAUCCCAUUAUUGUUUCUGCGGGCUGGGAUCGUGUUGUCAAGGUCUGGAACUUGACAAACUGCAGACUGAAGAUCAACCACAGUGGCCACACUGGAUACUUGAACACUGUCACAGUAUCGCCCGAUGGCUCGCUCUGCGCAUCCGGCGGCAAAGACUGCAAAGCCAUGUUGUGGGACUUGAACGACGGCAAGCAUCUUCACACUUUAGAUCACAAUGACAUUAUCACGGCAUUGUGCUUCAGUCCUAACCGCUACUGGCUCUGCGCCGCCUUCGGGCCAUGGAUCAAGAUCUGGGAUCUUGAGACCAAAGAGAUGGUCGAGGAACUGAAACCAGAGGUUGUGUCCGCGACCAGUAAAGCGGAGCCGCCCCUGUGUCUGUCUCUCGCUUGGUCUACUGACGGACAGACGCUGUUCGCUGGGUAUUCCGACAAUACCAUCCGCGUUUGGCAAGUGUCUGUGUCCAGCCGAUAAAAUGUAAUUUUUGUAUAAUAAAAAUGUAAUCAAAAUUUU